Molecule: messenger RNA, 712 nt
Organism: Daldinia caldariorum
Lineage: Eukaryota; Fungi; Ascomycota; Sordariomycetes; Xylariales; Hypoxylaceae
Exons: 1
Coding region: 103-396 (97 amino acids)
Source: RefSeq, a predicted model, not a curated record
CCCCGCCUCCCCCGUAUACAAUCCCGCUCUCCCAUCAUCCCGUCCAGCCCUCCUCAUCCAGCCCGUCUUCUCCAUGCUCUCGGUACUCAUGAACGAGAGGAAAUGCUCGAACCGCUCUUCCACCUCCCUAUCCUCCUCCCUAUCCUCCUCCACCGCUUUACAAACUCCCAGACCGGCCGCAAGCGCAAGCGCAUUCCCCGCAACCCCGUGGCACAAACACGGCUCCUUCGUCAAGAUCCCGCGCUCCCAAACAACCCCCGCCGCACGCGCGACCGCGUCGCGGAUCCGCGGCGCCAGAGCCGGGUAAUACGGCAAGAGGGACGUGAGAGAGAGCACGAACGCGGGCGCGCCGUGGCAGAACUGCACCAGGCGGUCGGACGCCGAGUCGGCGGAUGACGGGAAAUUGCCGCUGGGCUGCUGCGCGGCGAGCAGGGAGGCCAAGACGGGUUCGAGCUUCGGGGCGGCGGCUGGCUGGGCGAGCACCACCUGGCAGAUGAUCCCGAUGGCCCCGUGCGCCGCGCCCAGGUACGCUUUCCCGUGCCAGGUCCAGGGCUGCGGGGACGAGAGGAUGCGGGCGACGGUGUGGGUGAUGCUGGUGUUGAGUAAGUUGCGUAGGGCACUGCUACCACCACCACCACCACCACUUUCUUCUUCUUCUUCCUCCCCCAAAAACGAACUCCUGCAAGGCCGGAGAAAAUACAAAUACCCCGCC